Molecule: messenger RNA, 658 nt
Organism: Larimichthys crocea (large yellow croaker)
Lineage: Eukaryota; Metazoa; Chordata; Actinopteri; Sciaenidae
Product: antimicrobial peptide NK-lysin-like
Biological process (GO): defense response to bacterium; lipid metabolic process
Source: RefSeq, marked provisional
ACCCAGAGAUCACAUUUCACUUCCAACAAUGAACUCCUCUUCUGUCCUCUUUGUGUGCAUCCUCGGGGCAUGUUCUGUCUGGACUGUCCACGGGAGAAACCUGAAGGUCAACGAUGACGAUCAGGAGGGAGCAGAAUUGGACAUCUCUGUGGAGGCUCGCAAGCUUCCAGGUUUGUGCUGGGUGUGCAAGUGGAGCUUAAACAAGGUGAAGAAACUCCUUGGACGCAACACCACUGCAGAGUCGGUGAAAGAAAAGUUGAUGAGGGUCUGCAACGAAAUUGGCCUCUUGAAAUCUCUAUGCAAAAAAUUUGUGAAGGGACAUCUUGGGGAAUUAAUCGAGGAGCUUACCACCAGUGAUGAUGUGAGGACGAUCUGUGUCAACCUUAAAGCCUGCAAGCCGAAAGAGUUGUCUGAGCUGGACUUUGAAAGUGACGAGGAUGCACACACUGAAAUGAAUGACCUUCUGUUUGAAUAACUGACCUUAAUUUGCAAGAAAAACAUAAACCACAAGUGGUUAAGUGCACGCUCAGCGUAUGAAAAGCUUUUCACCUUUCUUUUUGUGACUGCUCUUUCUUACGUACUUUGAUUGACAUUGCAAUCCCUGUGUUGGUCAUUUCUGUAUCAUCUGUGCAGACGAUAUCAAUAAAUUAUUCAAACU